GGACCGAGCCGCCCGGCUCGCUGCUCCCGCCGGCGGAGCGAGGCUGCCCUUUCUCCGCAGUGUGAUUGAUUUUCUGCUUCUUUUCUUCUAAACUCUUCUUCCAGGGAGAGGCUAGUGGUAACAGGCCGAGCUGGAUGGAUGGGUAUGGGGAGAGGGGCAGGACGAUCAGCCCUGGGAUUCUGGCCGACUCUCGCAGUCCUUCUCUGCAGCUUCCCAGCAGCCACCUCCCCGUGCAAGAUCCUCAAGUGCAACUCUGAGUUCUGGAGCGCCACGGCGGGUGGCCACGCCCCGGCCUCGGACGACGCCCCCGAGUUCUGCGCAGCGCUGCGCACCUACGCCCUGUGUACGCGGCGCACCGCCCGCACCUGCCGGGGCGACCUGGCCUACCACUCGGCCGUUCAUGGCAUAGAGGACCUCAUGAGCCAGCACAACUGCUCCAAGGAUGGCCCCACGUCACAGCCACGCCUGCGCACGCUCCCGCCACCCGGGGACAGCCAGGAGCGCUCCGACAGCCCCGAGAUCUGCCACUACGAGAAGAGCUUGCACAAGCACUCGGCCGCCCCCAACUACACGCACUGCGGCCUCUUCGGGGACCCGCACCUCAGGACUUUCACAGACCGCUUCCAGACCUGCAAGGUGCAGGGCGCCUGGCCGCUCAUCGACAAUAAUUACCUGAACGUGCAAGUCACCAACACGCCUGUGCUGCCUGGCUCGGCCGCCACGGCCACCAGCAAGCUCACCAUCAUCUUCAAAAACUUCCAGGAGUGCGUGGACCAGAAGGUGUACCAGGCUGAGAUGGAUGAGCUCCCAGCCGCCUUCGCCGAUGGCUCCAAGAAUGGUGGGGACAAGCACGGGGCCAAUAGCCUGAAGAUCACAGAGAAGGUGUCCGGCCAGCACGUAGAGAUCCAGGCCAAGUACAUCGGCACCACCAUCGUGGUUCGCCAGGUGGGCCGCUACCUGACUUUCGCAGUCCGCAUGCCGGAGGAGGUGGUCAACGCGGUGGAAGACCGGGACAGUCAGGGCCUCUACCUCUGCCUGCGGGGCUGUCCCCUCAACCAGCAGAUUGACUUCCAGGCCUUCCGUGCCCAUGAGGGCCUGGGCGCCUACAGGCCCCAGGCCACCAGCCCCACACCCGCGGCCCCCGACACCUUCCCGUACGAGACGGCCGUGGCCAAGUGCAAGGAGAGGCUGCCCGUGGAGGACCUCUACUACCAGGCCUGCGUCUUCGACCUGCUCACCACAGGCGACGUGAACUUCACGCUGGCUGCUUACUAUGCCUUGGAGGACGUCAAGAUGCUACACUCCAACAAGGACAAGCUGCACCUGUACGAGAGGACGCGGGAGCCGCCGGGCCGGGCAGCGACUGCAGGGCUGUGCCCGGCCCCUCGGCUCCUCCUGGGCAGCCUCCUGCUCCUCACCCUGCUCCCUGUGUUCCUGGAGGCCCUUGCUGCAUAGGAUGGAGAGCGAGGCACACUGCCUGCCCCAAGCUGGCCGGCCUGCAGAAGGGCUGGUGGCUUCUGGUGACCCCGUGGUCUCUGCAGGGGUCAGAAGCGGAGGCAGCUGCUGGCCGGUGAGCUGUGGGACGGUUACCUCGGAGCUGCUGGCAAGUGCUGGGGGCGUGGGGCGGCCCCUCGCCCUCUCUAGGGCCCUGGACAAGGUCAUGGUGACUGACUGGUGCUGUGAUGUCUGUGACAGUAGAGCAGUGUGGGGGAGAGCUCCCCUCCCCCCGCCCCACAGUGUGAAUGUGCAAAACCGAGCCCCUCAGGCUGGAGCCCCCACCCCGCCAGAGACGCUGCGGAAGGUCAGAGUCCGCUCAUCCCACCCCCUCGCAAUGCACUGAACAGGCCCGGCCGACUGCUGCACGUGCCCGCCGCACGCACACACUCUUACACGAGCACACUCGCACACACGCAGCCGGCGGAGCCGAGACUGGACCCCCAGGUGGGCCCCCUUUCCCCUGGGGCCUGGUGCACUCCCAGGGCGUUGCUGGGGAUCUUCGGCAAACUGAUAUAACCCUUUGGCCAAAAGGUUGUGCCCUGCUGGGACCUUUCUGCCACGGGCUCCCUGUGAGACCCCACGUGUGCCGCGCCUGCUGUGGGCACGGGCUCAGGCCCGGUUACCGGGUCCCGCCUCGAGAGCCCCCGCGCAGGCAGUGCGUGUUGACACGUGCUCUGAGGAACGCCACUCGUGGGCUUGGAUGCCCUCCUCUGGCCCUUCCCCUGCUGGCCCCCACUCCCCACUGUGCGUAGGAAGUCGAGCUGAGUUUCUAAAUGUCUAAACAGAGAACUACCCCGUGAUUUCUGUUCCUUCCUCUCCAGCAGAUGGCAAGAGCUCUCGGACUGGGGCACAUGGGCCGCAGGGCAUGGGCAGGAGACCAGUGGACAGGGCCAGCUGGCCUGCCCUGAUCCUCUUUUUUUGCCCACCUGCCCCCAGAGCCCUGCUCCCCACCCUGUCCACCCAGAUCUGCAUUCCGGGGAGAGGAGCAGCCCUGGCAGCGUGUCUCCGUCUGGCCCCUUCCCUUAGCCCGUGGCCACACAGCCCGGGCUGACCACCUGAAGAGGCCCAAACCAGCCCAGCCUCUGCUGCUGCUCCAGAGACCCCCAGGGACCCAAACGGGCCAGGAUCCAGAGGGCCAACCUCCUGGAAGCCCCACGGCCACCCACUGUCCCUGCCCGCCCCCCCAGUGUCCCCAGCAGCCCCUCUGCUGCUCCCCAGGGACCUCUCAUACACUGGCCCAGGAGGCUGCGGACUCGUCCCCGCCUCCCCCUCCGAGGUCCCAACACCUCCCCACAAUCUCCACCCCCCCACCCCACCCCCGCCAAAUCCAGGCGGGUAGGAGCAGCGAGGCCCCUGCUGGUUUUCAGCCGGUCCCCUACGUUGGAAGUAAAAAGUGAAGCACUUUAUUUUGGUUGUGUUUGAUCGCAUUCUGCUUGGAAGUGGGGACCCCUCACUGCGUCCUUGUGCCUGCGACCUGUGUGGAGUGUCACCGCGUGUACAUACUGUAAAUUAUUUAUUAAUGGCUAAAUGCAAGUAAAGUUUGGGUUUUCUUUGUUUUGUUAUUUUC
Messenger RNA from Pteropus alecto (black flying fox), 3064 nucleotides. RefSeq names its product repulsive guidance molecule BMP co-receptor a (gene RGMA). Gene Ontology annotation, cellular component: plasma membrane. The coding region runs from base 139 to 1455 and encodes 438 amino acids. Gene Ontology annotation, molecular function: coreceptor activity. The record is from RefSeq and is a predicted model, not a curated record. Lineage: Eukaryota; Metazoa; Chordata; Mammalia; Chiroptera; Pteropodidae. Gene Ontology annotation, biological process: BMP signaling pathway. The transcript is spliced from 3 exons.